Solea solea (common sole) is the source of this 1764-nucleotide messenger RNA. RefSeq names its product low affinity immunoglobulin gamma Fc region receptor II-like. Bases 23 to 1213 code for a protein of 396 amino acids. Gene Ontology annotation, molecular function: transmembrane signaling receptor activity. Gene Ontology annotation, biological process: cell surface receptor signaling pathway. The record is from RefSeq and is a predicted model, not a curated record. NCBI's taxonomy places the organism in Eukaryota, Metazoa, Chordata, Actinopteri, Pleuronectiformes, Soleidae. The transcript is spliced from 9 exons.
GCGUCGGUUUUUGAACGUGAGGAUGGAACAGACUUUGCUCUGCGUGCUGGGAUUAUUCUCACUGAAUCUUCUCUUGUACUGUGGACAAGCUGAAGGUUCACCUAAACUCUCUGUGUCGUCCAUGUGGCCAAAUCACGGAGCAUCAGUUAUUCUGCACUGCGCUGCUGAACAUCUGUCUGCAGACUGGAGGUUCUACUGGUACAAGCUUAUUCCUAACAUAGAUGAAGCACACUUCUACGGAUAUGAGCUGCUCCCUGGAAGCACAGGUGGGACCACAUGGGAUUCCUAUGUCGUCUAUAAUCACACAAACACAGCAGGGUAUGCAUGCAGAGCAGGAAGAGGAGACCCAGUGCAUUACACGUCUUACAGUUUUCGAAAGUUUGUCUGGUCCAGAGAGUUUCAGUCACCACCGUCUCUCAGAGUGAGUCCUGAUAAAGUUCAACACUUCAGGUCAGACUCUGUAUCACUGACCUGUGAGGGAAACUCUGCACAGUGGACAGUGGUGAGGUUUCGUCAAGACGGUUUUAACAGUCUACGAUGUUCCAGCUUUGGGGAAUUGACUGGAUCAACAUGCAUCACUCAGUUGAAUCACCAAGAUGCAGUGUACUGGUGCGAGUCUAAGUCAGGACAAUUCAGCAGCGCUGUCAACAUCAGUGUAUCAGACAAAGAUAUUCUACUUGAGAGUCCGGCACGUCCUGUGGCUGAAGGAGCAGCUGUUACUCUUCGCUGCAAGAUGAAGACGGGGAACUUUGUUGCUAAUGUUGUCUUCUAUCAAAACGACAAAGUCGUCCAGAAUGACACGAGAUGGGAGCUGACGAUCCCUGCGGUGUCAAAGUCACAUGAAGGCUUUUACAGAUGUGAAGAAACAUAUUUUCUGUGGACUCAGACUUUUACUCUGACUUCACUACAGAGUUGGAUUUCAGUCAAAUCAUGGUCCAAACCAGAAAGCUCUCCAGGUCAUUUGCCUCUGAUUGGUGGAUUGGUUUGUGGAGUUUUAGUAAUAAUUCCUCUGCUGCUGUUUUUUUGCUACAGAAAGUCUAAAGUCAGACAUUUGCCACAGACCAAACUGUCAAUCAAGGUGAAAAUCAACAGCAGGUGUACUCGACUCUUCUUCACGGUGACGUUUGUAUCUAUGAAACAGUUGGAGGCUCUCGAAACACUGGGACUGGACGCCAACAUGAUGGAGGGGAGGAGCUUGACUGCAACUAUGUAAAUCUAAAUUCAGGUGUAGGUACAAAUAUUCGCAGUUAUAGGCAAAUUAGCAAUUAGCAAAUAUUAUGCUCGGUUAAGUAACCGUAUAAAUGUGUACAUUAGCUUCCCACUAUAAGGCAAAAUUGUCCAGAUGGUGGCGCUGUAAUUUAAGAUUAAAAAUGAAACACUGCAACUCAGAUUGAUUUAAAAAUGUGACCCACAAGUCCAGCUCAUAAAAAGCUGCUUGGACCAUAAAAGACCCCCAUGAACGUUUAUGUAUGUCAGCUGGGAUUGGCUUGGUACACGCUGGACAGGUCGCCAGUCCAUCACAGGGUCCAUCACACAUUCAGAGUGUCAAAUUAACCACUGCAUGUUUGUGGAGUGCGGGAGGAAACCGGAGAACCCAAAGAGAACCCAAACGCACACAGGGAGAACAUGCAAAGUCCACACAGACAAAGGCCCUCACUCGAACCAGGAUUCAAACCGACGACCUUCUUGACCUACUCUACCGUGUGGACCCUUUGUUGGUCUGUAGGUCAUCACUGGACAAGGCUCAUGAUGUACAAAGCUUGU